ACAAGGACACAUGAGAUCCUGACAUGUCGUCUCUUGUAUCAAUUUUGUCCUAAAAAGAGCUCAUCUGAUGUUAAUACGUACUACUGCUUCAGGUAUUUGGAGGGAAAGAAUCACUCAAAUUUUUUGAUAAAAAGAAAACGACACGUUUUUUGGAUUCCACGCGAAAUUGAAGGUAGUUACCAGAUGGGAUGGUUUUUGAUUUUGCUGUCUCUAAUUGUAAUAUGGAUAGCUUCUUUAUGCAAAAUUCUCCAUAUUUCUUCUAACUCAAGUCCCAAGAUAUCUUUUCUAAACAAUGGUGCAGCGCCUUGUAAGAAAAAUGUCCUGCUGGUUAUUGCUCACCCUGAUGAUGAAUCUAUGUUCUUUUCUCCAACAAUAAACUAUCUGAUUUCAGGAGGGCAUAAUCUUUAUAUUCUAUGUUUAUCAAUUGGUAAUGCGGAUGGUUUGGGAAAUGCUAGAAAGCAUGAGCUCUACCAGGCUUGUGUAAUCCUGAAGGUUCCACUUCAACAAGUGAAGGUUCUGGACCAUCCUAAUUUGCAGGAUGGCUUUGGCCAAGUUUGGGACCAUAACUUCUUGGCAAAGAUCAUGGAAGAGGAGGUAUCUACCAAUGACAUUGAUGUGGUUAUUACAUUUGAUAAACAUGGCAUUUCAGGUCAUUGUAAUCAUUGCGAUGUGCAUUAUGGUGUAAGCAAGCUGUUGCAUGCAAACUUCCAGAGAAGCAUUGAAGCUUGGGAACUUGUCAGUACGAACAUUUUACGCAAGUACAGCGGACCAAUUGAUAUUUGGUUGUCCAUGCUAUCAGCUAUGAAAUACAAAAAUGGAACAAUGCAUUGCUUGCUAAAUAUGCAUCCUGAGAAGAGCUUUCAUGCAAUGGCAGCACACUCAAGCCAAUGGGUUUGGUUCCGCAAGCUUUUCGUGUCAUUUUCGAGUUAUACUUAUGUGAACACCCUUAGAAAGAUCAAGUAGGUAUUUAUUUCUGGAUGAAAUUUGAGUUAAGUCUUCUUUGAUAGCCAUCUAUUUGAGCUUACUUUCUUGUAAUUGUUAUUCCAUGCACAUCAGCCGAAUCUCUGGCAUAAUAUCAUAAAUAGAUGUACAACACAAUUCAGCUCUCAGAAAUUUUAAUAAAAAAAACAGACAAACAUUUUUUUUC
Messenger RNA from Ricinus communis (castor bean), 1147 nucleotides. Its product is annotated as N-acetylglucosaminyl-phosphatidylinositol de-N-acetylase. The coding region runs from base 184 to 963 and encodes 259 amino acids. The record is from RefSeq and is a predicted model, not a curated record. Gene Ontology annotation, biological process: GPI anchor biosynthetic process. The transcript has 11 exons. Gene Ontology annotation, molecular function: N-acetylglucosaminylphosphatidylinositol deacetylase activity. Lineage: Eukaryota; Viridiplantae; Streptophyta; Magnoliopsida; Malpighiales; Euphorbiaceae. Gene Ontology annotation, cellular component: endoplasmic reticulum.